CGCUGGUCUUGCCCUCCGCUACCAGGAAAAACUGCGUUUGCCGAAAAACUAAGGAAGAUACCGAGAAUGACCGAGUAUGACUGGGACAAGAAAAGUGCCUCAGCUUCAAAUUCAGAUAUGGAAAUGAAACCUGAAAAAAAUCCCCCUUGUGUGAACCCUGGAAAUCCUGUGUUUUCAUGUAUGUUGGACCCAAAGACACUCCAUACAGCUACCUCUCUAUCAAAACCUAAGAUGAUUAUGUAUAAAACCAAUUCAAGUAAUUAUGGUGAAUUUUUACCUAUACCACAAUUUUUUCCUUGCAAUUAUACUCCAAAGGAGCAAGUAUUUUCAAGCCAUAUCAGAGCUACCGGAUUUUAUCAAAAUAACACUCUAAACACUGCGCUGGACAGAACCAGAACCCUUGAUUUUCCUAAUUAUCAACACACUUUGUGAAAAAAUAUUCCUUUGUAUAUUUAAGAAAAUAUACUCAGGACAAGUGAGUUUUUAAACCAAGGCUAGAGUACCAAGUUUGAACUAGAAAAGCAUGUGAAUCAGUUAAAAGAAUACUUUUAAGAAA
This is a messenger RNA of Hyaena hyaena (striped hyena), 556 nucleotides long. It is a transcript of the gene PIERCE2, whose product is annotated as chromosome unknown C15orf65 homolog. The record is from RefSeq and is a predicted model, not a curated record. Gene Ontology annotation, cellular component: axonemal microtubule. Bases 67 to 432 code for a protein of 121 amino acids. Lineage: Eukaryota; Metazoa; Chordata; Mammalia; Carnivora; Hyaenidae. Gene Ontology annotation, biological process: axoneme assembly. The transcript is spliced from 2 exons.